AUGGACUACUCACUGGGACUCAUUCGUUUUUCUGUGAAAUAUGGUCAAGACUUUCCAACAGUAACUGACAAGGAGAUCGAAGAAGCAUACAACGAAUAUAAAGAAUUCUACGCCAAACACCAUCGCGACCACCCCGGAACAGCCACGGAUUGUUAUGAAGAAUUUCGAGAUAAAGAAUGCCCUGCAACUGUGAUUCCCCAGCCAGAACUAGCUGUCGCAGAGGCUUUUAGGGUACCAUAUCAGGAUCCAUUGAACAUGGUCGAACGAUUUCAGAACUACAUCGAUAAGAAGCACGCACAUUGGCUUGGCAAUAAGAUAAAUCGCGUACCUUACGGAACGGUUUUUCAGAGUUCUGGCUACGGAAAAACUCGCCUCAUUGAACAGCUUGCAACGAAAAUUCCUACGUUAUACGUGUGCUUACGCCCAAAGGAAAGUACAGGAUACCCGCCUGUUACGCCUAUCGCACCAGAGAUAUUCUUGCAUGAAUAUUCCCUUACCAAAUCAGCUACGGACCUCUGGGAACAACAACUGAGUAACAAAUGGUGCCUUAAGUUCUGGUCAGAGGUCUCAACAGCCAGUGAAAAGUGGCUUACAAUUGAAGAAAAUGAUGCGAACCUCUCCAAGGGGAAAUUCCCGUUCUAUGAUGCAGACAAUCCCAAUAACCGAGUCAAGAUUAUCUUAUGUAUUGAUGAAGCUCGAUAUCUUACUCGUCAUGUGCCAGACAGAAACGGAACUCCAUUCCGAAUACUUAGAAGAGCUAUGAAACAUAUCGCAUGGAAUGGCUUCUUUGCCAUCUUUUUGGAUACGCUCAGUAAAAUCUCGAACUUUGCACCACCCUUGUCAGAGGACCCGUCUUCGAGAGAUGACGAGGCACAAUUACUAUUUUUUCAUCCUUUUGUUAGACUUACAACAAUGGAUAUCUUUGAAAAAAUGACGGGAGGUCCAGCAGAGAAGACCAGAUUGUUCACUCUCAAAGGACUUGUCACACUAUUGCAGAAUAAACUCUUUGGCGGAGCAAGAUCUUUCGAUGAUAGCCACAAAAAGGAACUAUCCAGUAUCGCCAUUUUAUCAGUACUUGUUUGCCUGGACAUUUCACCACAAUCGAAGAUUGCUUCUGAACUCGUGGGAUCCUAUAUGGCAACAUGUGUUGCAGUAUCAAAGGACAGGGAGCGCUUGUUAGUUCGUUAUCCCUCGGAACCUUUGCUAGCAGAAGCAGCGCUCACUACUAUUUCUGAUGAGAAAACAUUGAUUAGCAUUCUGCAAAAUUUUAACGAGAUGCUGAGAAAAGGUUUCGUGGAUGCAGGCGCUCGUGGAGAAGUGGUAGCACGAAUCAUCCUGAUUCUCGCGGUAAGGUCUAUACAGGAAAACGAAGAUUGGAAAUCAUCCGGCAUCACGGUCAAACAAUUAAUGGAACUACUGGAUCCGGCAGCUAUCGAUGAGCUACAAUCCUUUGUGGAUGCAACUGUGACUUUUACACACUUUAUUCCCAUAGUAUAUGUUCCUGAAAAACGUUCCUUAAAGGAAUAUUAUCGACGACGAUGUGCUGUGAUUCUCAAGCGAAAUAACCCCGGUGCGGACAUUAUGAUCCCUGUAAAAUUAUCAGAAGACAGAUAUUCCUAUAUCCUCAUUCAAAUGAAGAAUUAUGCAUCAAACAAUCGGAGUGCAGACCAGAGCUAUCCGGAAUCUGGUACAUACAAACUAAAGUCGCGUUUUGUCUUUCGAAAAUCAGAUCUCAAACAUCAUGAAGAGAAAUACAUCACUUUGUAUUGGCAACUCGGCUUUCAAGGACAACUCAGAGAGGUUCCACCAAUUCGCAAGUCUAAGCGUCAAAAAAUUGAAGAACAACAACACCCUUUUGCACAUUUUGGAUUAGACUUCUUCACAUUUCUUGGUCCCAUUGUCAAAAAAGAGUUAGCUGAUCUUUUGGAUGCUUUUAUCUCACCCUUUGAUGAAGUGUGGAAAUUUCACGAUGAGGAAACAGGCGAUUAUUGGUCUGAGAAACAGAUUAUGGCUCACGAUCCCCUCGUUUACGAUUCUCGUAUUUCAUCACCAAUGUGA
Messenger RNA from Funneliformis caledonium, 2058 nucleotides. NCBI's taxonomy places the organism in Eukaryota, Fungi, Glomeromycota, Glomeromycetes, Glomerales, Glomeraceae. The record is from the annotation of a GenBank genome assembly.